AAAGUGAGCCCUCUCCCAAAAAGCGCUUGCACCCAGGCGUUGCAACGUAGCGAGAGAGCAGUUAUAAGUCGCCGCGCAGCGCAAUCCCCAGCUGUGUUGCAAGAAAACCCUCGUCGCGCGACGCUCACAAAUCUUUUGACCUGGGCUGUGGUCACAGCCUGUUUAGCGCUGCGCGCACGCGCCACCAUGAGUUACGGCGAGACGAACCUCACCUUCGUCGCGACGCUGACGACGCUCCUCUUCUGCAGUCUUUAUAUUCACUCGCAAGUGCAAACGAGCCCCGCGGCGCCGAUGUACGAUUAUGAUCAACAAAGUGACUGGCGGCCCGCGCCGCGGCCCGUCACACAACCGCGGCCCUACCAGCGGCCCGCGCCCCAGGUGCACUACCCGAAGCCGACGAUGAGGCCGACGGCGGCGCCCAAGCAAGCUCAAAAGGCGGCGCCCGUGGCCUCGUGCCUCGACGACGCCUCCUGGUACUACGGCAUGGACAAGACGAAGAACUGCGUUCAUGUGGCGGAAAAGCCCCAAAAACGGUGCCAGACCUCCGACGGCACGCGGACUGGAUUGGAGGCGUGUCCCCAGAGUUGCGGCGUGCCUUGUAGUGUGUCCUACGCGCCUACUUCUGUAGCCGAGUUCUCCCAUAAACCUUCGAUGAGGCCGACGCGCAAGCCCCACGCCUUUAUCCGGUACGACGACGACGACGCUGUAGUUGUGGAGGACGCUUACACCUUUCCGUGGUGGCGCCUCACGUUCGGGAUCGUGGUGCUAGGUGGAUUGGCCUGGGUCUUCACGAAGUCGACGCUCGACGGGGCCUACGAUAGGCUGUCGCGGACGGUGCCGCUGCCGGGCGCGGUCUUCGGCUCGUCUUCGUCGGAGUACGAGCGCGUCUAG
Molecule: messenger RNA, 891 nt
Organism: Pelagomonas calceolata
Lineage: Eukaryota; Pelagophyceae; Pelagomonadales; Pelagomonadaceae
Source: the annotation of a GenBank genome assembly